Molecule: messenger RNA, 901 nt
Organism: Hyalella azteca
Lineage: Eukaryota; Metazoa; Arthropoda; Malacostraca; Amphipoda; Hyalellidae
Product: alpha carbonic anhydrase 8
Exons: 4
Coding region: 55-534 (159 amino acids)
Cellular component (GO): extracellular matrix
Source: RefSeq, a predicted model, not a curated record
UCGCCAUCCCCGUGCCGUCCACACCUCACUGUUCCACUCUCUACCCUUGUCAUCAUGUCAGCCAAGGUCCUUAUUUUAGCGUGUGUGGUGGCAGUGGCUGUAUGCUUGCCCCAGGGCUACAACUACAACGCUCCAGCCCCACCUCCUCCCCAGCCUGCCCCAUCCAACCUGUACCAGACCCCUCAGAGUCCACCACGACCUGCUCCUGCACCUGCUCCUCCUCGACCUGCUCCCCCUCGACCUGCCCCAGCUCCUGCACCUGCCAGACCUUCUGCAGGUUACGGCCAACCUGCUGCCUCCAACCUCAGCCCAAGUCAGAGCAGCCCUCCGGCUGGUGGUGGGGAAGGCAUGCCGUACGACUUCCAGUGGGGCGUUGACGACGCAGAGUCCGGCAACUCGUACAGCCACGUCGAGAACAGCGACGGCAAGACCACGCAGGGCGAGUACCGCGUACUGCUCCCUGACGGCCGCACGCAGGUCGUGAAAUUCUUCGAUAACGGAGGCGGCUUCAAUGCUGAGGUCACCUACGAGUGAACGAACUAAGCGAGCGAAACGAAAUCGAACAACGAACGGUCCUCCUUUCCCUUCCGCAUACUUCUUUUAUUUAAUUCAUUCAAUUAUAUUGCCGAUGAGGCAAUGAAUUUAUAUGAAUAGUUUCUGUUCUCAUUUUGUUCCAUUCUGUGAAAAAUUGAGUUAUUUGACUAGAGAAAAGAAUGGUUAUCAAACGCUUGCUGCAUAGUAUUUGCCUUCACGUUUUAAUUUUGGAACCUUAUGAAGCCUUUGCUCCACGAACACGUCAACAUGAGUUACGAAAGAUUUCUGAAAACUGUUUUGCUGUAUGCAAGAAUUAACGCACUUACAUAUUUAUGCUUUGUAUGUAUAUUACAUCAUUUACAAUAUU